Messenger RNA from Penicillium waksmanii, 675 nucleotides. RefSeq lists its product as uncharacterized. The transcript is spliced from 2 exons. The coding region runs from base 1 to 675 and encodes 224 amino acids. Lineage: Eukaryota; Fungi; Ascomycota; Eurotiomycetes; Eurotiales; Aspergillaceae. The record is from RefSeq and is a predicted model, not a curated record.
AUGGAAACGCCAUCCGACUUCAAGCUUACUCCAGAGCAGAUUGCCACUUUCAUGCGUCAUGGAUGGGUGCGCGUGCCCCGGUGCUUCUCCAAGGAAAAGGCCGCCGAGUGGACCGCAGAUGUAUGGACGCGUCUCGGAUGCUCACCCACAGACAAGUCAACCUGGGAGACUGAAAUCACAUGGAUGCCCGAGCAUAAGUCGGAACCGGUCAAAACGUUUGCCCCUAAAGCCUGGGCUGCCAUCUGCGAGCUUCUUGGGGGUGAGAGUCGCGUCGCAGAACACUCUACCACCUGGAACGAUGCCUUCAUCGUCAAUCUCGGAAGUGAGGAUACGGUUGGAAAAUGGCUCAAGCCCACCGAUCUAGAUGGCUGGCAUGUGGAUGGGGAUUUCUUUACCCACUUCUUGGACUCGCCCGAGCAAGGUCUACUGGUCAUUCCCCUCUUCACUGAUAUCCAGGAGCGUGCCGGUGGUACCAUGGUUUGCUCGGAUGCUAUCAAGGUGAUCGCACAGUAUCUGUAUGAUCACCCCGAAGGCGUGUCUCCGUAUAUGGUUCCUCGAGGGUCCAAACAGUCCAAGAAGGACUUCGAAGAUUUCUACGACGACAUAAUCCAGAAAUGUCACGAAUUUCACGAAAUGACAGGCGAGAUUGGCGACGUGAUUCUUCUCCACCCCUGA